UCUUUGCUUUAGAAAACAUAAUAAGUGUAUGUAAAAAGAGUAAUCUUUGCACAUUUUAGUUAUAAGUGCUGUCUUUUAACAUCCCAUCGAACAUUAAAUAUAUGCAUAUUAUUAUUGCUUAAUCGACGGUUCAUCAACCGGCCGGUAACCGUUGAAGUUUCGAGAAGUUUCCACGGUAGUACUACAAAGAAACUCUUUUUAUUGUCAUCAACGUUGCGAGGAAAAAAAGCAAGAUGACAGUGUACGGCCCAUAUUUAGAUACUACAGACUAUUUCUGGUAUGUUGAUGUGAUGACACCCAAUGGCGCAAAAAAAGUAAAUAUCAUGAAUCCAUUGUACUACUUUAAAAUGAUGAAGGUUGAACCACCAGUAGGAUCAAAGUUUUCUCAGUAUACCAUCGAUGACUAUGAAGAUCUACUACUAGAGAAUAAUAAUUCAAACAUAGAUGUGCAGUAUUCAAAUCUGGAGCCUUAUCAAAAUCUGGAAAAAUUACCUUGCAAAUCGUCAUGCCUAGCACACGUAUUGAAUACUACUGGUAUAAUACCUGUCAAUGCACAGCCAAACUCUAUUCCUCUAAUACCUUUGACUACACCAUCUGGGUCUACAACAACACACAAUCAGAUAAACCAGCUACAAUGGGCUGUAGAAGAAAUUACAAAAAUGGAGCCUCAAAAGAGCGUGUCUCUCUCGUCACUGGAACCAGAUCCACCCAAGUAUGAGUUACCAGUAAUGCCCACGGGUUACGACUCAUCAAAUUUUGUGGCUCUUGAUACAUUGUUUCCUAAUCAGUCUUCUCAAGGCUCAGAAAAUAAUGCAGCUGGUUACUCUUAUGAUAGUUCUGAUGGUGUAUCUAAUGCACCAAUGACACCCGUAGCAUACAGUAUGUAUGUUACACCUACAAAUCUUGCAAUGUAUUAUGAACUUUACAAACAACAUGAAAAGCUUCACCAGAAAUAUUAAUUCACAAAUCCUUACCUCUACGAGGAGACACGUUAAUUGUUUUUAAAAAAAAAGUUAAUAUAAUUUUCUGCAUUUCCAGCUUUACUGAUUAAAAUUUGUUUGGAAAUGCUUGUUAUAUUUGUGUUAUUUUCAUAUGUGAAAGAGAUCUUUCUCAGACUAUUUUUUUAAAGUAAAUCAUGCCCUGGAAGUUUGUGGAUGUUUUAAGAAAGGAUUUUCAAAAGUUUUUCAGUUCUUAAUUCUUAUUCGGCAAAUUUUAGAUGUGCUCUUCUAUAAGUAAAGGUUUCUGAAUUUGUUUUGCGUUUAUUAGAGUUAAUUUUAUAUUCAAAAACUUAGUAUUUUUGUAUAAAGUGUCGAGAAGUCUGUUACGUUAUUCAGAGACAUGUCCUGUUGAACGGUUUGUGUUGAAAAUUGAUAACUGUUUUGUACCUUAAAAUAUAAAAAUAAUAUUGUACAUCUGAACGUGGAAAACGUAAUAAAUGUGUGGCAUUAAGUUUGUGUUCUUGUAGAGUAGAAAAAAAACUGAAUAAA
Messenger RNA from Copidosoma floridanum, 1487 nucleotides. RefSeq lists its product as uncharacterized. The record is from RefSeq and is a predicted model, not a curated record. Lineage: Eukaryota; Metazoa; Arthropoda; Insecta; Hymenoptera; Encyrtidae.